Molecule: messenger RNA, 910 nt
Organism: Humulus lupulus (European hop)
Lineage: Eukaryota; Viridiplantae; Streptophyta; Magnoliopsida; Rosales; Cannabaceae
Product: non-specific lipid transfer protein GPI-anchored 6-like
Exons: 3
Coding region: 245-823 (192 amino acids)
Source: RefSeq, a predicted model, not a curated record
CAAGAUGAUGAUCUUGAUUAUUGAUAAGAUGUUGUUACUAACUCAUUUUUGAUAUUGACUAGUGAAGAGAUGUAAAAUACAUAUAUUAAUUUCUCCAUAAUCAAUAUUUAAAAAUGGUGAUAUAAUAUCCUUCCCAACCAUAUCUCUAUAUCUAUAUAUACAUACCUUUAGACCAUGCAACCUAGCUAUAUACUAUAAAUUUCUCUUUCUCACUCACUCUCUCUAUACCAAUUAUUAGAAAAAAAUGAGUCCAAAUAAACUUGCAUACAUGGUAGUGGUGUUAGGUUUGGCACUUUUUGUUGAGCUUGGAAGUUCAGAUUUCGAGCAGGAUAAGGCGGAGUGUACUGACAAAUUGGUAGGGUUAGCCACGUGUCUGCCGUUCGUUAGCGGCGAAUCGAAGAAUCCAACGCCGGAUUGUUGUGUUGGGUUCAAGCAAGUGGUGGAUAAGAACGGAAAAUGUCUCUGUGUUCUCAUAAGGAAUAGGGAUAACCCUAGCCUUGGCCUCAAGGUCAACACCACUCUUGCUUUGCAACUACCUUCCGAUUGCCAUGCACCCUUUAAUGUCACUAAAUGUAUUGAUCUUCUCCACUUGAAAGCUGACUCUAAAGAGGCUAAGGAGUUUGAGGGAUUUGCAAAGGACCUUGCUAAUGGCAACAAGACCACCUCUUCUCCUCCAUCCCCUGGGAAUUCUACAGGUGGAGGAAAAAGUGCUAGUGCUUCAAUGAAGGACAGCAGUGGAAGUAGAAAGAGUUGGCAAGGGAUACAAAUGGUUUUUUUGACUUUGCUAUGGUUUCUACUUCCUAUGCUACUCUUUUCUAUGUAAUAUUCUUAUAUUUGUAAUGUGUCUGUUUUAGGCAUUUAUAUAUUUAUAUUUCAAAUCAAUAAAUGAAUUUGAUUAAGGGAAUUUACU